Molecule: messenger RNA, 1545 nt
Organism: Micropterus salmoides (largemouth bass)
Lineage: Eukaryota; Metazoa; Chordata; Actinopteri; Centrarchiformes; Centrarchidae
Product: DNA mismatch repair protein Msh2-like
Biological process (GO): somatic recombination of immunoglobulin genes involved in immune response; mitotic recombination; mismatch repair
Cellular component (GO): MutSalpha complex; nucleus
Molecular function (GO): ATP-dependent DNA damage sensor activity; ATP binding; mismatched DNA binding
Source: RefSeq, a predicted model, not a curated record
UUUCCUGUUUGGGUACAGUGGUGGCGGGAGAUUGCAGCAUGGCGGUGCAGCCGAAACAGAACCUGUCUAUGGACAGUGCAGCCGAGCAUGGCUUUCUAAACUUCAUUUUUUCUAUGCCGGAGAAACCGGACACUACUUUCAGAAUAUUUGACCGUAACGACUACUACACUGUUCACGGAAAAGACGCCAUAUUCGCAGCGAAGGAAGUUUUCAAGACGAAUGGGGUCAUCAAAAAUCUGGGCUCGGGGAGCCGCAAGCUGGAGAGUGUGGUCCUGAGCAAGCUGAACUUUGAGGCCUUUGUGAAAGACCUGCUGCUGGUGAGGCAGUACAGAGUAGAAGUGUACAAGAACCACAGCAAGAGCAGCAAGGAACACGACUGGAAGAUCGAGUACAAGGCGUCUCCAGGAAACUUGACUCAGUUUGAGGAGAUUCUGUUUGGUGGUGGAACCGGAGCGGAGGGUUGUGCAGGAGUUGUUGCUGUUCGGUUUUCUACAGGAGCUGACGGACAACGUGUGGUCGGGGUCGGCUAUGUGGACGCAGCCCAGAGGACGAUGGGAGUGUGCGAGUUUCCAGACAACGAGAUUUUCUCCAAUCUGGAGUCCCUGCUUGUCCAAAUCAGCCCAAAAGAGUGUCUUUUAGCCCAGGGUGAAGCCAACACAGACGGCAACAAACUACGGGAGGUGGUACAGCGUGGCGGCAUACUGGUCUCUGACAAGAAGAGAGCGGAGUUUAGUUGCAAGGAUGUGGUGCAGGAUCUCAACAGGCUGCUGAGGGUGAAAAGAGGAGAGACUGUGGCGAGCAACACACUGCCUGAGCUGGACAAACAGGUGGCGAUGUCGUGCCUGGCUGCAGUGGUGCGUUUCCUUGAACUGCUGUCUGAUGAGUCUAACUUCAACUCCUUCAGUCUGACCACUCUGGAGCUGGGUCAGUACAUGAGGCUGGACAAUGCUGCAGUGAGGGCUCUUAACCUCUUCCAGGGAUCGCCUGACGACACCAGUGGAGCUCAUUCAUUGGCCGGUCUGUUGAACAAGUGCCGUACGCCGCAGGGUCAGCGGCUGGUCAACCAAUGGAUCAAACAACCACUCAUGGACAAAACCAAAAUAGAGGAGAGGCUGGACCUGGUGGAGAGUUUUGUGUGCGACUCUGAGCUCAGGCAGACCUGUCAGGAGGACUUGCUGCGGCGGUUUCCUGAUCUUCACCGUCUGGCCAAGAAGUUCCUCCGUCACACUGCGACACUGCAAGACUGCUACCGCGUCUACCAGGCUGUGAGCCACAUCCCUGCCCUCGUCACAGCCCUGGAGAAAUACUCGGGUAGCUACGAGGUUCUGUUGGAGGCGGUGUUCCUGUCUCCUCUCAGAGACCUGCAGAAUGACUUUGCGAAGUACCAGGAGAUGAUUGAAACCACUCUGGACAUGAACCAGAUUGACCACCACGAGUUCCUGGUGAAGGCGUCUUUUGAUCCAGCAUUGAGUGAACUGAGAGAAAAGAUGGAUACGCUGGAAAAUAGCAUGCAGGCAGUCCUGAACAGCGCAGCCAGGGAACUAG